AUGAAGACAAAACAACAGCAGCAGCCGGUCUCUGCUUCUCACGACGAGAACAUUCCUAUAACAGAAAUGUCUGCCACACAUGACGAGACUCCUAGUGAAGAUCCAAAAGUAUGGAUCGUUGGAGGAAUAUACCGCGAACAACUACACGAUGAACAGUCACAACUCGAUAAUCGACUUUUACAAGAGGUCGACUUCGACCUGCCUCUUACCGUGACAAGGAGGAUAGAACACAAUGGAGGAAACUUUCUCGUGCUUGAAUUUGCGGAGGGUGACAAGGAAAACCCGUUCAAUUGGAGUGAAAAGAGGAAGGCAUUCAUUAGCGUUCUGCUUUGCAUGAUGACCCUUUUCAUUGGUCUUGCCACAACAGCCUACAGCUCAGGUAUAUCGGAUAUGGUCGAAGAGCUAGGGGUUUCCACUGAGCUUGGUCAAUUGGGUCUGUUUACAUUCAAUUUCACCUGUGCCCUUGCUCCCCUAUUCCUUGCUCCUUUCUGCGAGCUGGCUGGACGACGAGUCAUCUACGUCGGCAGUUAUGUUUGCUUCUCCCUCAUGUUCAUUGGCUUGGCUCUUGGAAAGAACAUUGCCACCAUUAUUGUGUGUCGCGCUCUGCUCGGACUUUUUGGAUGUGUUGGAACCAUCCUCGUCGGUGGCACCUUCGGCGACAUGUAUACCCCUGCUCACCGUGCCAUCCCAAUGGCCUCCUUCUCGUUCAUCGCCAUUUUCGGUACUGUCGCCGCCCCAAUUUACGCCGGGUUCAUCGAUCAAGCUCUAGGAUGGAGAUGGGUGGAGGGUAUUCAGGGUCUGGCAAACAUUCCUCUUGGUAUUAUUAUCGCCAUUUUCCUAUGUGAGACCCGUGGUGGUGUGACUCUAUCCAAGAGAGCCAAGAUGCUCCGCAAGAAUACCGGAGAUGAACGCUUCGUCACUCACAACGACCUCGAAGCCCCGGGCAUCAAGCAGAUGCUGCACAGCUCCUCCAUUAAGGCCAUCCGGAUGCUCUUCACUGAGCCGGUCGUCUUCGCCUUCGGUCUCUGGAUCAGUUUCGCCUGGUUCCUCACUUUCCUCUUCUUGUCUGUCAUUCCGAUCACAUUCGCCGAUAAGCGUGGUUGGGGCGAAGGUGUUGCUGGUUUACCUUACAUCGCUCUCUGCAUCGGUGCAACAAUGGGUUUCGGUUUGAACUUCUUCCAGAUCAGGAAGUACAAGUCUCUCGUCGCCGAUCCCACUCGCAAGGUCGACCCUGAAGCCCGUCUGUACGGUGCCAUGUACGGUUCUGUCUGGCUACCCAUUGGUCUCUUUAUCUACAGCUUCACUCAAUACGCCCAGCUCAGUUGGGUCGGUCCAGUCAUCGGCUUGGCCCUCAUUGGUAUUGGAAUUUUCUUCAUUUUCGAGUCCUGCUACAGUUAUACAUCUGACUGCUACGGCGAGAACUCAUCUUCCGCUAUCGCUGGCCAGGGUUUCAUGCGUAAUACCCUUGGCGCCGUCUCGCCGCUGUUCGCUACCCAGUUCUUCGAGAACCUGGGUAGUCAAUACGCUGGUCUGCUGCUGGCUCUCAUCGCCACGCUCUUGACGUUCAUCCCGUUUGUGCUGUAUAAAUUUGGCCCAGAACUUCGCGCAAGAUCGAAGCUGGCUAGCACUAUUGUGGCGGCUAGUGCCCCUUGA
Molecule: messenger RNA, 1653 nt
Organism: Penicillium odoratum
Lineage: Eukaryota; Fungi; Ascomycota; Eurotiomycetes; Eurotiales; Aspergillaceae
Exons: 1
Coding region: 1-1653 (550 amino acids)
Biological process (GO): transmembrane transport
Molecular function (GO): transmembrane transporter activity
Source: RefSeq, a predicted model, not a curated record